Spea bombifrons (plains spadefoot toad) is the source of this 1861-nucleotide messenger RNA. RefSeq names its product UDP-GlcNAc:betaGal beta-1,3-N-acetylglucosaminyltransferase 9 (gene B3GNT9). NCBI's taxonomy places the organism in Eukaryota, Metazoa, Chordata, Amphibia, Anura, Pelobatidae. Gene Ontology annotation, molecular function: hexosyltransferase activity. The coding region runs from base 238 to 1515 and encodes 425 amino acids. The transcript has 2 exons. Gene Ontology annotation, cellular component: membrane. The record is from RefSeq and is a predicted model, not a curated record.
UCCAGCCUCCUGCUGUGCAGAGGGGGGACUUACAAAUUGCCACAUCACAAGCACAACUGGUCACUGUUCUGCAAAGGGCCAGGUGUCUACCUAGGACCCCUUCCUGGCCAAAACAUGGGAGGGGGAUUCUAUGAUACUGAAGAUGAAAGAGCUGGGCAAGUGGGGCAUCUCUGAAGAUGGGACUGCGCAAGUUCAAAGAUAAAAGGAGAAAGUAGUCCCUGAAAUGUUCUGGUAACCAUGAGAAUUCGGAUGAAGGGCGAUGUUCUCUGCACACUUUUCUUACUGACUGCUCUCUGCACUUUGCUCUACGGUCUUCUUAAACCAGGUGCAAGACAAGGAAUUUCUACCGGGAAACAAGCAAAGGCGCUCAAUGUCCAAUCUGUCACCACGACUUCCAAGAGGUACUAUAAUACCAAAGUAAGACCCGAAAAGACAAAGAUCCUAUCCGAUACUUAUAAUGUAGGCAUUGACAGUGAAGAAGUUAAAGCCACCAUUCAAGUUCCAAUAACGCAGCCUCCCUUUGACUUUGACCAAUACCUCAGAAGCAAGGACCACCGUAACUUCAGCAUGCUAAUUAACCAGCCCAACAAGUGUGCCAAACCCUCAGGAGAUUCCUUCUUGCUUAUCGCCGUGAAAUCCAUCGUGGAAGACUUUGACCGCCGUGAAAGUGUACGCAAAACCUGGGGAAAGGAAGGGAUUAUCAACGGGGUGCGGGUGAGGAGAGUCUUCCUUCUGGGGACCCCAAAGAAUAGGACGCAAGUGUCCUUGUGGGAGUCCCUUAUGCAACAGGAGAGUCAUUAUUACAAAGAUAUAUUGCUAUGGGAUUUCCUCGAUACCUUCUUUAAUCUGACCUUGAAAGAGAUUCACUUCCUCAAUUGGGCUCAAACGUUUUGCAACGAUGUUAAGUUUAUCUUUAAAGGGGAUGCUGAUGUUUUUGUCAAUGUAGAGAACUUGAUUAAUUUCUUGCAAGCCCAAAACUCCUCUGAUGAUCUAUUCGUCGGAGACAUUAUAAAUCAAGCGAAACCCAUAAGAUCCAAGAAAAGCAAGUACUACAUCCCAGAGACAAUGUACGGGUUAGGAAUGUAUCCACCGUACGCAGGAGGCGGCGGAUUCCUAAUGUCAGGGGUCACUAUGAAAAAGCUGUCAGAAGCCUGCAAGGAGGUAGAGCUCUUUCCCAUAGAUGAUGUGUUUUUGGGAAUGUGUUUGCAACGGAUCAACCUUAAGCCUGUUCUACAUGCAGGGUUUAAAACGUUUGGAAUCCCGAAGCCCUCGGCUGCACCCAACCUACAGACUUUUGACCCCUGCUUCUACAGAGACCUGAUGGUUGUCCACAGCUUGAAGGCAGCAGAGAUCUGGCUAAUGUGGAAUCUCCUUCAUAGUCAACAACCACCUUGUUCCCAGAAACAGAGAAUAAAGAAACCCUUUCACUGGAAGAAGAAAAAGGCCAAACAAGUGCCAAAAGCUGUCACGACUGACCAGUGGCCAAGCAACCCACAUGCGGAGAGCCAGAAAUAGAUGACAUGUGGCCUUCAAGACUCAUUGGCAGAGCCCUAGAACUUUGGAGAAGCAAUCCCAUGCUCUCAUAUUUAAUGUCCAAGUCAUUCUUUGGCUACACAGCAGAAGGUGAGACAUGCUUUUUAGACAAGAAACCCCACCAGGAUAAUUAUGGCAGACCGCAUGUCAUGUGAUGAGGAAUAAACACAUGUAGACAGUAUUAGGGGAAUAGUCAUUUAGGGAACGGUUGAAACAUAUGCACUGAUACACACCUGAUGCUUGUCCUAAUCACGCGUCACAUUAAAAUCGUAUGAAAGUACUUGCUUUGGUCGUAAGCAUCGGCACGAUAAAAAUAAAAAAUGGACAA